AUGGGCCCCGCCGCUCGCCCUGCGCUGAGGUCGCCGCCGCCGCCGCCGCCGCCGCCCCCGUCGCCGCUGCUGCUGCUGCUGCCCCUGCUGCCGCUGUGGCUCGGCCUGGCGGGGCCUGGGGCUGCGGCGGACGGCGGCGAGCCCCGGGCCGGGGCGGGGCGGGGCGGAGCCCGCGCGGUGCGGGUGGACGUGAGGCUGCCGCGGCACCACGCUCUGGUCCUGGAGGGGGUCAGGAUCGGCCCCGAAGCCGACCCAGCGCCCCCGCUCGGCGGUCGCCUGCACCUGAUGGACGUCGUGGAUGCCGAGCAGGAGGUGCCGGCAGAAGGCUGGAUUGCAGUGGCAUACGUGGGCAAGGAGCAGGCGGCCCAGUUCCACCAGGAGAAUCAGGGCAGUGGCCCGCAAGCCUAUCCCAAGGCGCUGGUCCGGCAGAUGCGGCGGGCCCUCUUCCUGGGAGCCUCUGCCCUGCUUCUCCUCAUCCUGAACCACAACGUGGUCCGAGAGCUGGACAUAUCCCAGCUUCUGCUCAGGCCGGUGAUCGUCCUCCAUUAUUCUUCCAAUGUCACCAAGCUGUUGGAGGCACUGCUGCAGAGGACCCAGGCCACAGCUGAGAUCACCAGUGGAGAGUCCCUGUCGGCCAACAUUGAGUGGAAGCUGACCCUGUGGACCACCUGUGGCCUCUCCAAGGAUGGCUCCGGAGGAUGGCAGGACUUGGUGUGCCUGGGAGGCAGCCGUGCCCAAGAGCAGCCCCUGCAGCAGCUGUGGAACGCCAUCCUGCUGGUGGCCAUGCUCCUGUGCACAGGCCUUGUGGUCCAGGCCCAGCGGCAAGCAUCGCGGCAGAGCCAGCGGGAGCCGGGAGGCCAGGUGGACCUGUUUAAGCGCCGCGUGGUGCGGAGACUGGCGUCCCUCAAGACGCGACGCUGCCGUCUGAGCAGGGCAGUGCAGGGCCUCCCGGAGCCUGGCGCCGAGACGUGCGCCGUGUGUCUGGACUACUUCUGCAACAAGCAGUGGCUCCGGGUGCUGCCCUGUAAGCACGAGUUCCACCGGGACUGUGUGGACCCCUGGCUGAUGCUCCAGCAGACCUGCCCGCUGUGCAAAUUCAACGUCCUGGGGAACCGCUACUCAGAUGACUAGCUGCCUCCACUGGACUCUGCACGUGCAAUGGACUCCUCUUGCCUGUACCUCGCCCUCAGCCUGGGCUACUGGGACAGGACAGUAGGACGGACAGGACAGCAAGCCCUGUAGGUGGAAGGAAGGAUAAGGCCCCCCCCAUGUUCACACUAGGAAGGAGGGACCCGCAGCGUCAGGCUGAGGAUGCAGGGCUUAGAGCUGCCAUCCAAGGAGGAGGGUUGCUUUGGUCCCUUUUCUGGAAUCCUGGGACAUCUGUGUCACCUCAUCACAGGCAGCUCCCAGGUCACUGGGGGAAGAGAAAUGUGGGGCUGGUGCAGCUGUCCCCGGGGCUCUGGGUGCUCUCUGUGGCCUGCCAGGGCAUCCCUGAGGGCUGAGGCUGUGGUGGCCAGGUUUUGUGCUUAUUUAUUGGGGCCGUGGACUGAAGGAAGAGUGGGCUGGUGUUGGGACACCCUGUGGUGACCAUCCUUCAGGAUAUGUCUUGGUCAAAGCUGUGAAGUUAAACCCAGAGACUCCUCCACUGCCUGUGGCUCUGGGACUCUUGGGUCCUAUGGCCUGUGCAGCUGGGCUGCCUUCCUGGGCCUGGCUGGGACCAGAGGCCUUAGAAACCAUCUAGUCCUGUACUUCUGGUUGGGGCUGUGUGUCACUGACCAGCAUACUUGAAGCCACAGGAUAAAUGUGGUGCAUCUUCCAGGGCAUCCAUU
Molecule: messenger RNA, 1829 nt
Organism: Microcebus murinus (gray mouse lemur)
Lineage: Eukaryota; Metazoa; Chordata; Mammalia; Primates; Cheirogaleidae
Gene: RNF215
Product: ring finger protein 215
Source: RefSeq, a predicted model, not a curated record